This is a messenger RNA of Drosophila erecta, 1088 nucleotides long. Its product is annotated as flocculation protein FLO11. Gene Ontology annotation, biological process: positive regulation of transcription by RNA polymerase II. The transcript is spliced from 2 exons. Lineage: Eukaryota; Metazoa; Arthropoda; Insecta; Diptera; Drosophilidae. Gene Ontology annotation, molecular function: transcription coactivator activity. Gene Ontology annotation, cellular component: RNA polymerase II transcription regulator complex. The record is from RefSeq and is a predicted model, not a curated record. The coding region runs from base 93 to 1088 and encodes 331 amino acids.
AGUGUCGGCUCACUUCUGUUGUGCCAUCAGUUCCACUUCCCCCAACGCUGAAACAGCAGCUAGAAAACGCUUGAAGCCCAAAGUCCAUUAAGAUGCACUCCAUUGCCAUUCUGGUUCUGACUCUGGCCACCGUGGGCCUGGUGACACCAUUGAGUAACACCUAUCUGCCGCCGCAAGUGGGUGCCCAGAGUGGAUACAGUGCAGCGGCGUCCAGCUCCUCGGGAUCCUAUGCAGCUCCUGCGGCCACCUAUGCCCGCAGGUCCCACUCCGUGGCAGCUCCUUCCAGGCAGUACCUAGCUCCGGCUGCAUCGCAUAGUGGCUUCAGCUCGGGAGGCUCCUCCUACUCCGCCCCAUCAGUGUCCCACGUCUCGUACUCCGCUCCAGCUGCAUCCCGCGUCUCGUACUCCGCACCAGCUGCAUCCCACGUCUCGUACUCCGCUCCAGCUAUAUCCCGCUCCUACGCCGCCCCAUCCGUAUCACAUGGAUCGUACUCCUCCGCUUCGCGCACCAGCUACUCCGCUCCCGUGGCCACUCCAUCCAGGCAGUACCUAGCACCAGCAGCAGUGUCCCACAGCAGUUACUCCGCUCCCGCCGUGUCGCACAAGAGCUAUUCCGCUCCAGCCGUGUCGCAUGGCUCCUACUCCUCCUCGGGAGUUUCCAGCGGCUCCUACUCAGCUCCAGUUGCAUCCUACAGCUCCUAUUCCGCACCAGCCGCCUCCCGCACGAGCUAUUCAGCUCCAGUGGCCGCUCCCUCCAGGCAAUAUCUAGCACCGGCUGCCACCACUUACUCCGCCCCAGCGGUAUCCCACGGAUCGUCGUACUCCACUUCAUCGCUCUCCCAUGGUUCGUAUGCCGCUCCAUCCGUUUCCAGCAGGACCUAUGCCGCCCCAGCUGUCUCCCAAGUGAGCUACUCGGGAUCGAGCUCGGGAUCUGGCCACGGAUUCGGAUCUGGCUCCAGCCAUGGAUUGCUCCAAGGAUCGGGUCUGCGCUCUGGGCUCGGAUCUGGCUUUGGAUCCAGCUUCGGAUCUGGACACAAGUCCGGCUCCUACGCAUCCAAUGGAGGAUACGAGUACCGUCUGAAGCAUUAG